Messenger RNA from Maniola jurtina (meadow brown), 3589 nucleotides. RefSeq names its product coronin-6 (gene coro). Gene Ontology annotation, molecular function: actin filament binding. The record is from RefSeq and is a predicted model, not a curated record. Bases 400 to 2007 code for a protein of 535 amino acids. NCBI's taxonomy places the organism in Eukaryota, Metazoa, Arthropoda, Insecta, Lepidoptera, Nymphalidae. Gene Ontology annotation, biological process: actin filament organization. The transcript has 12 exons.
ACAUUAAAAUGAACGCAACUUAAUUUUGUGCGAGGUUGACGUUUCAGAAAUGCGUUCAAAAAUAACAAAAUAGUGUUCAAUUUUAAACUCAAUUUUGAUCAAUUUUAAUGGCUAAACCACCAAAAUCUAAUUUAUAAUAUACUUUUAAUUAUUAAAUAAUUUAAAGAAAAAUAUUUGCUAACGGUAGAGACUGUUUUGCGCUAAAUUUAAUAAUUUAUAAUCAGUAAAUGCAGUGGCUGUAAGCAUUACCAAAUAUGGAGUUCGCUCGUUUUCCCAACCGUCCUCCCUUCGAACCUUAGCAGCUCUCAAUUUUUAUUUAAAUAAAUCACAUGAGUAAUUUUCAAAUGAAUUCAUCGAAAUAUUUAGUGUAAUUAAUAUAAUUUCUUCUUAUAUUUAAACAUGUCGUUUAGAGUGGUUCGUAGUUCAAAGUUCCGCCAUGUUUACGGGCAGGCCAUGAAAAGGGAGCAGUGUUAUGAUAACAUCAGAGUGUCCAAGAGUUCAUGGGACUCUACGUUUUGUGCAGUGAACCCUAAGUUUCUGGCCAUCAUCGUCGAGUCGGCCGGCGGAGGCGCCUUCAUAGUUCUUCCCCAUAACAAGGUCGGGCGUAUCCCCGCAGACCACCCGCUAGUGGGGGGCCACAAAGGGCCGGUGCUGGACAUCGCGUGGUGCCCUCACAACGACAAUGUCAUAGCGAGCGGCUCAGAGGACUGCGUCGUUAAGGUAUGGCAGAUCCCGGACGGCGGGCUGUCGCGCACGCUGACGGAGCCGGUGGUGGACCUGGUGUACCACCAGCGCCGCGUGGGGCUGGUGCUGUGGCACCCCACCGCGCAGAACGUGCUGCUCACGGCUGGCUCUGAUAACCAGAUAGCAAUAUGGAAUGUGGGCACCGGCGAGGUGCUGAUCAGCCUGGACUGCCACCCCGACCUCAUCUACUCGGCCUGCUGGAACUGGACAGGCUCCAAGCUGCUGACCACUUGCCGGGACAAGAAGAUCAGAAUCAUCGACCCUCGCAAAGGUGAAGUAGAAUCGGAGGCGAUCGCUCACGAGGGCAGCAAGGCGUCGCGCGCCAUCUUCCUCAAACAUGGCCUCGUAUUCACAACAGGGUUCAGCCGCAUGUCGGAGCGGCAGUACACGCUACGCACGCCGGACGAACUCAACGAGCCCAUCGUGACCGUAGAGAUCGACACCAGCAACGGAGUGAUGUUCCCACUCUACGACCCCGACACCAACCUCAUCUACCUCUGCGGGAAGGGCGACUCCGUCAUACGGUACUUCGAGGUGACUCCAGAGCCUCCCUUCGUGCAUUACAUCAACACGUUUCAAACGCCCGACCCGCAAAGAGGUAUCGGCAUGAUGCCGAAGCGCGGCUGCGACGUGGCGACGUGCGAGAUCGCCAAGUUCUACCGCCUCAACAACUCCGGCCUCUGCCAGGUGGUGUCGAUGACAGUGCCGCGCAAGUCGGAGCUGUUCCAAGAGGACCUGUACCCCGACACGCUCAGCGACGAGGCCUCGCAGACCGCGGACGAGUGGCUCGCGGGCGAGGACGCGGAGCCCUGCACCAUGUCGCUGAAGGAGCGUGCCCUCCUUGUGCAGGGUGGCUACGUGUCCGGUCGCGCGACCCAACUGACGGUCACCAAGCGCAACGCGCUGGCCACGCCGCGCGACAGGGAGCGCGAGCGCGAGCGAGAAAAGGACGACCGCUCGCCCACGCCCGCGCAGAGGGACAGCCAGGCGCCCACGCCCGCCGCCGCCACGCCGCCGCCCGCCUUCACCGCCAUGGUCGAAAAGCAAAUGUCCGAUCUAAUGGACGAAAUCCGCAAGCUGAAGUCCGUGAUCGUGAAGCAGGAGAACCGCAUCCGCGCGCUGGAGGCCACGGUGAAGGCGGGGUUGGCGCCCCCCGCGCCCGCGCCGCCCGCGCCCUCGCCCGCGCCCGCAGCCUCGCCCGCAGUCUCGCCGGCCGCCGAACACAACCACGACGAUGACGACAUGGCGCCCGACGAGGUGUGAGAGGUGUGAGCUGGGGACGCUAGCAUGACGCGUAUGUAUGAUCGAACCAAUUGUCUGGCGCUCUGUAUACUCCGCGUCAAUCUUCUUGGCGGUUGACUGCUAUAUUCCUGAUCUAAAUCUCUACAUAGUACAAAACAAAGUCGCUUCUCGUUUCUCUCGCUUAGAUCUUUUACAGCAGUGUAACUUCUACUUUCCGCUUUCACAAAGUGAGAGUGGAAAAAAUAAGGCUUCUCGAUCAAUAGAUUUACGGUUUUAUGGACUGAUAAUAUAAAAAAUAUAAACUUUCACCUUCCUUAACCGUCGCGUCGUGUUCGUUUUUGAAGAACAGCUCAAAAUUUCGAUUUUGUAAAAAAUAUAUAAUAAAAAGCAUUUUUUCUUUUGGUAUUGCAUCUACCGCUGGUUCGGAAUUAUAACAUUUGCGAAUGCUGGAAAAGGACUAGAUUGAGUACAAUUGGUUUGAUCUACAAUAUUGUGUGCUAAAGAACUGAGAUUCACUUUGGUCUUGAUGUUUUACAAUAUUAUUUUGCUAUUUUGUAAAUGUUUUAAAUAACGAACGGAAGAAGACGGACUUUUAACUCCAUUAGACCUUGAUUUCUAUGCAAUUUUUUGACAUCAAAUUGUCAUCUCUUUACAAAAGAACUGUCAAAUUUGAGGUAACAAAAUGGUUAUCGUAGUAAUUAGAUCCUAGAAUGAACGCUCUAGUAAAAAUUUGUAUUGGUGGUUUUCUGUUAUUGGAUCAUCAAAUAAUGCAUGCUGUUUAAGACUUUGGAUUAAAAAGUGGGCAAUUUUCGUGGUAAUAUGCGUUUUAAGCACUCCUCAACUCUUAUGAGGUCUUAAAAAAAUUCGCCAAUUUAUUUUCUGUUGCUUACCAGACUGUUUGAACAUUCGUGAUUGUAUUGUCGUAAAAAUGCUACGUACAAUAAAAAAAUUGACAAUAAAUAACCUAUUUAAUCUGCUACAAAACAUGACAUCGCUUGAUACCAAGGUCAGAGAAAUAUUUUUCAAAAAAAUAUUUAUUCCUAAGCUUAAAAGAAUUAUAAGAGAGUAGUUAUAAAUAAUGAAUUUGAUUGUUUUAAAAAUUUCGCAGCCAUCAAUUUGACUUAGUACGUCUGAUUUUAUAAAUAUUGUGUUUUCCAUAAAAUUUACUUAUUUACCCCAAUAAUGAAGUUCAUAAUGUCUUUGAAACACAUUUUUAUUUGUUUUACCGAAGCUUUGAAAUGGACGGAUCGGUUUUAAUGUAGAUUUAUUUUUAUUUGGGUCUUCAAACUGGUCGCAAUCAGUAAACCAUCCAUUUAUUCGAUCGGCGAUGCUUCAUAUCGCUAUAUAGCUAGGGCUAUUUAAAUUGUUAGCAAAAUAAAAUACUUGGGAAGUUAUGGUGGGUUUAUUUUACGCCGGAGCUGUGUCUUUACCAGGCAAGCGGAAGGCAUGAGGAAGUAAUUAAGGGAAGGGAAGCAAGUUUAUUGACAAUAUAAUUGCUCGGCGUAAUAAAUCUAGUCUGUGUCUUUUUGACAUUCAGCAAUUUGGUCGUUAUCUGUCACCUCCAUACAAAAUCAGGGACGCUGUAGUCAACAAGUCGUAAUUU